Molecule: messenger RNA, 510 nt
Organism: Psammomys obesus (fat sand rat)
Lineage: Eukaryota; Metazoa; Chordata; Mammalia; Rodentia; Muridae
Gene: Il25
Product: interleukin 25
Exons: 3
Coding region: 1-510 (169 amino acids)
Cellular component (GO): extracellular region
Molecular function (GO): cytokine activity
Source: RefSeq, a predicted model, not a curated record
AUGUAUCGGGUUGUUGCCUUCUGGGCGAUGAUGGUGGGAGCCCACACCAUGAGUUUGCGGAUCCGGAGGGAUUGCAGCCACUGGCCCAGCUGCUGCCCCAGCAGGGGACAAGUAUUCCCUGAGGAGCAGCUGAACUGGGAAACUGUGUCUGUGCCUCCCCCAGAACUGCGGAGCCGCACCCAUCCCCUAGAAUCCUGCAGGGCCAGCAAGGACGGCCCCCUUCACCGCAGGUCCAUCUCUCCCUGGAGCUAUGAGCUGGACAGGGACUUGAACCGGGUCCCCCAGGAUCUGUACCACGCUCGAUGCCUGUGCCCACACUGCGUCAGCCUACAGACAGGCUCCCACAUGGACCCACUGGGCAACUCAGUACCGCUGUACCACAACCAGACGGUCUUCUAUCGGCGGCCGUGCCAUGGCCAGCAUGGUUCCCGUCAUGGCUACUGCUUGGAGAGCAGGCUCUACCAAGUCUCCUUGGCUUGUGUGUGCGUGCGGCCCCGUGUCAUGGCCUAG